This is a messenger RNA of Aspergillus ibericus CBS 121593, 1915 nucleotides long. Its product is annotated as MFS general substrate transporter. The transcript has 8 exons. Gene Ontology annotation, molecular function: transmembrane transporter activity. The coding region runs from base 53 to 1915 and encodes 620 amino acids. The record is from RefSeq and is a predicted model, not a curated record. NCBI's taxonomy places the organism in Eukaryota, Fungi, Ascomycota, Eurotiomycetes, Eurotiales, Aspergillaceae. Gene Ontology annotation, biological process: transmembrane transport. Gene Ontology annotation, cellular component: fungal-type vacuole membrane.
CGACAACAAUAAUCCGACAACCAACUCAUCGACACUCCUUUCAAAUUUCACAAUGCAAUUCGCCAAGUUCCUUUCCCUGGCCAUCGUGGCCAUCGUUCCCGCUUUGGCCGCGACUGACGCUGCCCUCGAAAACACCGAGGCCUCCCUCUACCCGCUUGAAUUCUACCACGGCGCUCCUACCUGGAGUAACGGUGAUGGCUCUUGCUUCUCCUCUUCCUCGGGUGUCAUCCACUCCGUCAAGCUCGUCCACGGCCUGACUUGCAACUUGUACUUCAAACCCGACUGCAACGGCGACCCCUUCCCUCUCAAGGGCGAUACUCCCUCCGUCUUGCACGAGCACGCCCUGAAGCUACGGAACCGUGGCUACGACCUCUACACCACUCUCGACAUCGAGCACGUCCGCCACAUCAAGGAGAAAUACUGCUACGUAUCGCCGGACUAUGAGUCCGAUGCCAUGACAUGUAAAUCAGCACCGGCAGCCUACGAACGCUCAUACACCCUACCUGACGGACAGAAUGUAACCAUCGGAUCAGAGCGCUUCGAGACCGGUGAAGCGUUUUUCGACCCCUGCUUGAUAGGGUUGGACACUGCACCUUUAAGAUCACAUGUGCGGCAUGCCAUUACAAAUGAUGAUAAGGAUCUUGAGAACAUUCUAAGCUGGAAUAUCGUACUGGCCGGCGGCACCGCCCUUCUUCCCGGGCUGGCUACGGCCUUCCAAAAAAACAGGUGGAUGAAGGCACUGGGAAUCAUAAAGGGGUUCCGGUUGAAGGUUUCACGCCGCCAAACCCGCAUCUGCAUCGGGACAUUUCAAACGUAUUACGAAACAACCUUGUUAAAGGACUACUCGACCAGUACCAUCGCGUGGAUUCCAUCCCUGGAAGUAUUUUUCAUGUUCUUCAUGGGCCCUAUCGUCGGAACACUAAGCGACAUGCUCGGCGCCCGGGUCGUCAUCAUCGCCGGCUCAAUUCUCCAUGUCUUCGGACUCAUGAUGGCCUCUAUUUCCACGGAAUACUACCAAAUUCUCCUCUCGCAAGGCGUCUGCAGUGCCAUGGGCCUCUGUGCAAUCUUCCAACCCUCCAUGAGUUCCAUCCCUAGCUGGUUCGACAAAAAGCGCGGCGCGGCGUAUGGCAUUGUUGCCUCUGGGUCGAGUGUCGGGGGCAUUAUCUUCCCGAUCAUGGUGAGUCGGUUGAUUGAGCGGGUCGGGUAUGGCUGGGCGAUGCGGAUUGCGGCGUUUGUGAUUCUGGGCUUGUUGGUGGUGACGUGUGUGACUGUGCGGAGCAGGACAGGGCCGGUGAGGCAGCAGAUGGAGAAGGAGGCGUUGAUGAGGCCGUAUCGGGAUGGGAGGAUGAGGGUUUUGGUGGCCGGGUUUGUGUUGUUGACUUUUGGGGUGUUUAUUCCCGUGGAUUUUUUGGAGACGGCCGCUUUGGCGGAUGGGAUGGGGGAGUCGUUGGCGCAGUAUUUGUUGGCGAUGCUGAAUGCUGGGGGUCUGGUUGGUCGGAUGGGGGCUGGUGCGUUCUCGGAUCAAGUUGGGCCGUAUAAUAUCUUCGUGGUGGUGUGUACGAUCACGGGGAUUUUGGUCCUCGCGCUUUGGAUCCCCGCGACGACUGAUGCUGGGAGUAUCGUCUUUGGGAUUCUCUUUGGCAUUACCUCCGGUGCUUAUUUCUCCUUGUCGGCGGCGCUGGUGGCGAAGAUUGCGCCGCUUCGGGAGAUUGGCUACUGGACUGGAGUGCUCUUCUUGUUUGCGUCUAUUGGAGGUUUGACCACCAGUCCCAUAGCGGGCGCGAUUCUGCAGCAUGACCAUGGCUCGUUCGUUGGGAUGAAGGUCUAUUCGGGCGUCUUUUUGCUGGCAGGGAGUGUGCUGGUCCUGAUGACGCGCAUUCGUCAGACGGGAUGGGUAGUGAGGGUGAAGUGUUGA